This is a messenger RNA of Pisolithus orientalis, 1130 nucleotides long. RefSeq names its product 14-3-3 protein. NCBI's taxonomy places the organism in Eukaryota, Fungi, Basidiomycota, Agaricomycetes, Boletales, Pisolithaceae. The record is from RefSeq and is a predicted model, not a curated record. Gene Ontology annotation, biological process: signal transduction. The transcript has 5 exons. The coding region runs from base 150 to 914 and encodes 254 amino acids. Gene Ontology annotation, cellular component: cytoplasm.
AAUCAACAACCAUCACCAUCUCCCCCCCCUCUGCCCUCUUAAUUCUCAAAGACUCGCUCAUCAUCUCAACACAUACAUCAUCGUAAGUCAUUCACGUGCAAUUGACGCGUCGCCCUCGCGUUGCCUUGCUUACCUUUGCUCGCUCGCAGAUGCCCGAAUCGCGCGAGGACUCCGUCUACCUUGCUAAGCUCGCCGAGCAGGCAGAGCGCUAUGAGGAAAUGGUGGAGAACAUGAAGCGGGUCGCGUCCUCAGACCAAGAACUCACUGUCGAGGAGCGUAACCUUCUCAGCGUCGCCUACAAGAACGUCAUCGGUGCACGGCGCGCAUCGUGGCGGAUCGUCUCCUCGAUCGAACAGAAAGAGGAGGCAAAGGGUAACGAGACUCAGGUCGCAAUGAUCAAGACGUACCGGGAGAAGAUCGAGGGUGAGCUGCAGAAGAUUUGCGAGGACAUCCUCGACGUCCUCAACAAACACCUCAUCCCCUCGGCCGCUUCCGGCGAAUCCAAGGUCUUCUACCACAAGAUGAUGGGCGACUACCACCGUUACCUUGCCGAGUUUGCCACCGGUGACAAGCGGAAGGAAAGCGCUGACAAGUCCUUGGCUGCCUACAAGGAGGCUUCCGAUGUCGCUGUCACCGAGCUCCCACCAACGCAUCCUAUCCGUCUCGGUCUCGCACUCAACUUCUCCGUGUUCUACUAUGAGAUCCUAAACAGCCCCGACCGGGCCUGUCAUCUUGCCAAGCAGGCAUUCGACGAUGCUAUUGCUGAGCUCGACACCCUUUCAGAAGAGAGCUACAAGGACUCGACACUGAUCAUGCAGUUGUUGCGUGACAACCUCACCCUUUGGACCUCAGACAUGCAGGAAACUGACAAGGCAGACGCCAAAGAUGAAGGUGAUAACGCUGCGGAUGAUUAAACCCGGUUUCGUCUUGUCACCCUCCUUGUCACGAUCAGUUAGGAUACAGGGUUCCUACCACCGUCCAUAUUUACUAGCAUCACUCUUACCUCUCGCAUUCCGCCUUUUUUUUUUUCUCUAUGUUCUGUUAUUAUACCGUACGGCACGGUCAACCAUACAUGUCUUGGUAUAGGGGGUGAAUAAGAACAUUCAAUAUCAGACGUGUCACGACAGAGA